AUGAACCGCGAAAACGCAUUCAGCAGGGGGAAACAGAACAACCCAAUCCAAAAUGCCUCCUUCUUCUCGAAACGUAGCUUCUGGUGGCUGCGGGAUAUGUUUCGCCAUGGACAGCGUAAAGAAAUUACGGAAGAAACACUGUACGCCACCUUGCCCGAGCAUAGCAGUCACGGGUUGGCGGAAACAUUCGAACGGCUGUGGUCGGAGGAGGAACAGCGCGGACCGGAUAAGGCUAGCUUUGCCCGUGUUUACUGGAGAGCGUACGGCCCGGAAACCCUUUUCUGGGGUCUACUGUUUUCGGCCUUCGAAACAGCGAACCGUGUCGCACAGCCACUGUUGCUGGGAGAGUUGGUAUCCUACUUCACCCCAAACCAGGACACCAUCAGCGAACGGGACGCAUACCUGUACGCGAUAGGUGUUAUCGCUUGCUCGCUGUUAUCGGUCAUCUCAUUCCAUCCAUUCAUCUUCUACAUCUUCCAACUCGGAAUGAAGUUUCGCAUUGGUGCUUCGUGCUUAAUUUAUAACAAGGUACUUAAACUCUCUAAAUCGACCACUGCUGGUGAUGGACUGAACGGGAAGAUCAUCAAUCUGCUCUCGAACGACGUCGGAAAGUUCGACAUUGCUCUGUGCUUCGUGCAUGAUCUUUGGAAGGGUCCGAUGGAAGCCAUCCUGCUCGGUUACUUCAUUUACUGCCAGAUCGGCUUCUCUGGCCUACUCGGAAUGGCAUUCCUGAUGAGCUUCAUCCCACUGCAAGCUUGGGUGGGCAAGAAAACGGCAACCUACCGAAUGAAGGCGGCUAAGCGGACGGAUUUGCGAGUGCGCUUCAUGAACGAAAUCAUACAAGGCAUACAGGUGAUCAAGAUGUACACGUGGGAGAGCUCCUUCGCCAAGAUGAUUGAGACGAUCCGGCGGAAAGAGAUACAGGCGAUCCGGGGAGGUGCGUACAUACGGGCAACGCUCAUAUCGUUUUUUACCGUAUCGCGUGUGUCCAUUUUUAUCAGUCUGCUGUCAUACACCGUCACCGAGAACGUUAUCACUGCUAAAAAGGUGUUCAUUGUAACGUCGUUCUACAGCAUACUGAACGAUUCGAUGGUACACUUCUGGCCCAUGGCUAUCACCUUUUGUGCCGAGGGGUACAUCUCACUCAAACGUAUACGCGAUUUUCUGCUCACUCCGGAGGGAAAGUCUUCGUUCGCUACACGCACCAAAUCGGACGGAAAAGAAGGAAGGAGCAUCACGAAAAAAACUCUGCUUUCGACCAGCGAUAAGGAUGAUACAAGCGACAGGGAUUCCGAAGCCAAAGCAAUCACAGAAAAAGCCCAGCAACAGAACGGCAUCAAAGCUGGGGUAAAAAGUGAUGAGAUUGAUUCGGAACCCUUACUACCGAAAAGGCUGGUGCAGACAGUAGAAGGCGAUAGGAAAGGUAUCGUACUCGAUAGCGCCACGGCACGUUGGAUGUGUCCUUCGGCAGCAGCAGCAGCAGGAAUCGGAAAAGAUGGAGGAGAUGGACCAGAAGAGGCGACAAGUGUUGGCAUAGAAUCCGUCAGUUUGACAGUCGAUCCAGGCCGAUUGUGUGUUCUUGUGGGACCGGUCGGAUCGGGAAAGUCUACUCUACUUCAGGUGCUUUUAGGAGAGCUUGAGCUGGAUGAUGGAAGGGUAGAAAUUUAUGGAUCCGUCAGCUAUGCCUCCCAGGAACCAUGGUUGUUUGAAGGCAGUGUGCGAAACAACAUCCUCUUCACGGAAGCGUACGAUGAGCGACGGUAUCUCCGGGUGGUACGCGUGUGCGCCCUAGAGAAAGACUUUGAACUUUUCCCGCACGGCGAUCAAACGAUCGUUGGAGAGCGCGGCAUAAGCUUAAGCGGAGGUCAAAAAGCACGCGUUAAUCUAGCCCGUGCUAUCUACCGAAAGGCGGACAUCUAUCUGCUGGACGAUCCACUAUCGGCCGUCGAUACGCACGUCGGCAAACAUAUCUACGAACUGUGCAUUCGGGAUUUCCUCGCCAACAGUGUAUGCGUGCUGGUAACACAUCAGCUUCAGUACUUAAAAGACGUCCAGCAGAUAGUGCUGAUGAAUGGGGGCCGCGUGGAGGCAUGCGGAAGCUUUCGAGAGUUGAAAAAAUCAAACAUCGAAUCGAUCAUGGCACUGACACCCGACGAAUCUCCGCUAGAAAGUCCAAUCGAAAAGGAGCUGAAAAAUUUGCGUCCCCGACGCACUAGCGGUUCGUCGACCGGUUCGCAGCGUGACGAGCUAAUGAUGGAUCUGCUGCAGCAAGAGAAGCAGGAGGAAGAAAAAGAAUCUCAAGGUGGUACCGGCAGUGUCGGCCUGUCCGUGUACAAAACCUACAUCACAGCGGUCAACAGUUGUGGGUGGGUGUUUUGGUUGAGUGUGCUCAUGGUGCUGUCGCAAAUUGUUGUCAGCGGGGUGGAUAUUUUUGUGGCAGAAUGGGUGAAUUGGGAGGAAAAAGUGGCCGGUAUUCCGCCCGAGUUUGAUCUGAAUGAUAAUCACACAAUUUUAAGUUCGCGCGAUGUGCGUAUCUUGCUCAAGGAGCAAACGGACGUGAGCAAUUUCAUCGAGCGACAGCAAUACAUCUGGAUUUACAGUGGUUUAAUCAUACUGCUCGUCAUUUUGGUGGUGCAACGAUCGUUUUCGUUCUUUUACGUGUGUCUUCGAAUUUCCGUUAAUCUACACGAUCGGCUCUUCCGGGGAUUAACACGCGCAACCAUGCACUUCUUCAAUACGAAUCCUUCCGGCAGAAUUCUCAACCGAUUCUCGAAAGAUAUUGGAGCGAUCGAUUCGGCGCUACCCAUGGCACUGUUGGACUGUGUUGUGUUCUUCCUGGAAAUGAUUGCGGUUGUAGCGGUGGUAUCGAUCGUCAACUAUUGGUUCCUUCUGCCUACUGCGAUCGUCGCUGUGGUGAUGUAUUACAUUCGGCAAACGUACCUAAACACAUCACGCGUGGUAAAGCGCAUCGAAUCUAUCAACCGAUCGCCCCUCUUCUCACACACAAAUGCAACCCUGCAAGGGCUUUCCACCAUUCGUGCGUUUGGCGCCCAGUCAGUACUGAGGCAUGAGUUUAACGAAUUUCUCGAUGUAAACUCAUCCGCCUGGUACAUGUUUAUUUCGACCAGCCGUGCAUUCGCACUGUGGCUCGAUAUGGUGUGCGUACUGUACAUCGGUAUUGUAACGAUAAGCUUUCUCGUCGGCAAUAGCCAGCAAAUGCUCGGUGGCAGCGUUGGGUUGGCCAUCACGAAGACGAUUAGCCUGGUCGGUAUGUGCCAGUGGGGGAUGCGGCAAUCGGCAGAACUGGAGAACCAGAUGGUUUCGGUGGAACGCAUAAACGAGUACACCAACCUACCUUCCGAGCCUCCGCUCGAAACGGCACCCAAGCAUCGACCGCAGCGCAACUGGCCCGAGUUCGGUACGAUACGCUUUACCAACGUCGAUCUACGCUACACGGAAGAUGGCGAACGGGUACUGAAGGACCUUAACUUUACCAUCCGUUCGAACGAGAAGGUCGGAAUCGUGGGACGAACCGGUGCCGGUAAAUCGUCCCUCAUACAGGCACUGUUCCGGUUAGCUCCGUUCGAGGGAAACAUCGAGAUCGACGACAUCGACACGAAAACAUUGGGACUGCGCGAUUUACGUAACAAAAUAUCGAUCAUACCGCAGGAUCCGAUUCUGUUUUCGGGCACGCUGCGUAGCAAUUUGGAUCCGUUCGAUCAGCGCAAAGACGAUGAGCUGUGGAAUGCGCUCGAUGAGGUUGAGCUGAAGGAAGCGGUAUCAUCGCUGGCUGGUGGUUUGGAGUGCCGCAUGUCGGAUGGCGGGAGCAACUUUAGCAUGGGCCAAAGGCAGCUGGUGUGCCUUGCUAGAGCCAUUUUGCGGAACAAUAAAAUUCUCGUCCUAGACGAAGCCACUGCCAACGUUGACCCAGAAACCGACAAACUUAUUCAAACUACUAUUCGUACCAAAUUUGCACACUGCACAGUAUUAACUAUUGCGCAUCGAUUACACACGGUGAUGGACAGUGAUCGGGUGUUGGUGAUGGAUGCUGGGCGCGUAGUCGAGUUCGGCCAUCCGCACGAGCUUUUGCAUGGCCCGAUUGGAUACCUGCGACGGUUGGUAGAUCAAACCGGUGUGGCUACGGCGGCAAUGUUGAUGCGUACUGCUGAGGAUAACUUUAAAAAAUCGAGUGCACGACAAACGGAAGCAAUUACGCUUGGACUGUCGUAAGAGGCGAUGUUCCGUUGAUUUUGGAGAU
Anopheles maculipalpis is the source of this 4258-nucleotide messenger RNA. RefSeq names its product ATP-binding cassette sub-family C member 4 (gene rdog). Gene Ontology annotation, cellular component: membrane. Gene Ontology annotation, molecular function: ATP binding; ABC-type transporter activity; ATP hydrolysis activity. The transcript has 4 exons. The record is from RefSeq and is a predicted model, not a curated record. Gene Ontology annotation, biological process: transmembrane transport. The coding region runs from base 1 to 4230 and encodes 1409 amino acids. Lineage: Eukaryota; Metazoa; Arthropoda; Insecta; Diptera; Culicidae.